GGGGACAUUUACUUCAACUCGGAGACUGAUUUUGAAGAAUGGAAGUCCAUCGGAUCGGCGUCCUUCACUGUGGUGGCGAGGAACUACGGUGAAUUCCAUGAGGCUAAUGGAUCGACGCGGGUGACAGUGGUGAAUGGACCUCCAUAUGGAUUUUUUGAGGUGCCGUCAGACUUUGACCUCCAUGGUCGACCUAUUCCUCUACCUUUGACCAUUGAACCAUCGGGCACGUUAAGGGCCAUCUCAGGACAUGGAACGAAGUUCACGAUCCAACUAUGCCUCCCGGUGGGCAACACCACAAAUAGCUUUCUGCGUCUUCAAGGACCAUUCCAAAAAGGACGCUUGCUCAGGGGCAGUACCAUCCACGUCGCCGGAAUAACCUUUGCAGCCCCCAGCAUCGACCUUAGUGGCGGGGACUUGACAGUCGAAAGGAAGUCCGAGGUUAAAAUAAGACUGGACAGCACAUGUGCUGAGGUCAGACGAAUUGAAACUGGCCUCCCCAUUGGGCAGGAAGCUAUGCUAACAGGAAACGCGACAUCAAUUGACCAGACAAGCACGACUGUCUCUCUGACCUUUGAAGUUGGCGAUAACGUCUUUGCCCUUGUCCCACGCUCGCCACUCCAACUGACCUCGAUUACACUGGCAGUCGACGUCUUCAUACCCAACACUCCCGUCGAGUACCUGAAUUAUAGGGCUGGUGUGAGGAACCCGAUGACUCGGGACAGUGAGCACCUCGAAAAAAGACUUGAAAUUCAGCAAAUGACAAAGAGCUUUAAAAUGCCACCCGUUUUAAACGUGCAGGUUGAAGGGGCUGCGAAGCUGCCAAGCACAGAGUUGUUGGCUGCACGAGCUGUUGGGUCCGUCCAGCUAGGGGGAAUCGGAACUUUCUACAUUACAAUCACUCCAUUCGCCGGCACACUUAACAACUACGUACUGGAGUGCAAUGCUAAAGACGUCAGUUCAAAUCAAAUGCUGCCCAGUAGACUUAGGUUUCAUGAAUCGGCUGGUUUCAACCUCGCUUAUCCAAACGUCUACAACAACCGCGGCGAGUGUUCAGGGAAUAGGGUCAAUUUCGGCAAGGUGCUUAGUCCUGUUCCUCAACAAAGCGGUGACCUGCUCUUAGCCGAGUUCGUUGUUCUUGCCAUAACUGCAACAAACAGUCAAGGACGUGUGACUUGCCUGCUUCAAACAAGCACGGUUUCUUCAAAAAGUUUCACUGCAUUGUUUACUCCCCGCCGGACUACAGUUCUGUUGCUGCCCACUUUAUUAAACCCAUCAAGCUGGACUCUAAGGGUAACUGACGUGUUCACACGGACACCACUCAACAGACCACUUCUUCCGGGCGAGGUAGCUCUCAUUGAGUUUGAGUUCACCGUGCCACUGAACACGGCCGUGAAUGGAGAACCUUCAAUUGAGAUCAUGAGUGGCGGUGAUGCCACACUUGAUUCCCCGCACAUUCUCGCUGUCGGCGAAAGCGUCUAUUGGGGCGACAACUACCAAAAUUGCAUAACGGCUGAUGCCACCCAUCCAAGUCCAGUUAGUAAGUACACUUUCAAUAUGGGAACCCUCCUGGCCAAGGACGAAGACAACUCAAAGGUAAGUUCACUUUCACAUCCUAAAAGCACUGUAAUUUGGAAUACCCUCUUCACAAGCUUAGAAUCGUCUUAG
Mesocestoides corti is the source of this 1665-nucleotide messenger RNA. Lineage: Eukaryota; Metazoa; Platyhelminthes; Cestoda; Cyclophyllidea; Mesocestoididae. The record is from the annotation of a GenBank genome assembly.